CCCCCCUUUUGGCGAACCUUCGAGAGUUUCAUAGCGGAAAGAUAGCAAGUUUCGAGGAGCGAACGAGGUCAUGGCGACUGCCAAGCUAGAUCGCGUGCCGAGCAUGAAGGAGCGAGUCGAGGACAGUGUCAGGGCUCACUGCAACGAUCUGUUCUCGCUUCUCUCCAGGUAUGUGAAACAGGGAAAAGGGAUAUUGCAGCCGCAUCACUUGCUGGAUGAGCUUGACAGCAUCAUGGAUGAUGAGCAAUCGAGACAAAGUCUUAGCACUUGCCCCUUCAACGAGGACCUAAAAUCGGCACAGGAAGCCAUAGUUUUACCUCCAUUCGUAGCAAUAGCAGUCCAUCCAAGACCUGGUGUUUGGGAAUAUGUCCGUAUCAACGUGAAUGAGCUUAGUGUGGAUCAAUUGACUGUAUCUGAAUAUCUUCGAUUCAAAGAAGAGCUUGUGGAUGGGCUGUCAAAUACCCCUUUUGUGCUUGAGCUUGACUUUGAGCCAUUCAAUGCAACCUUUCCUCGAUCAAAUCGAUCGUCAUAUAUUGGCAAUGGCGUGCAAUUUCUCAACCGCCACCUUUCUUCAAUCAUGUUCCGUAAUAAGGAUUGCUUGGAGCCAUUACUUGAUUUUCUUCGUAUGCACAAACAUAAAGGUCAUACGUUGAUGUUAAAUGACCGAAUACAAAAUAUUUCGAGACUUGAGUCUGCUUUGGCUAAGGCAGAGGAUUAUCUUUCUAGGCUUCCAUCUGACACACCCUACUCAGAGUUCGAAUAUGAGUUACAAGGUAUGGGGUUUGAGAGAGGCUGGGGCGAUAGUGCAACUAAGGCAUUAGAGAUGAUGCGUCUUCUGUUGGAUAUCCUACAGGCUCCCGAUCCCUCCACUCUAGAGGCAUUCCUUGGCAGAAUACCGAUGGUAUUUAAUGUCGUCAUAUUGUCCCCCCACGGAUAUUUUGGGCAAGCUAAUGUGUUGGGGUUACCGGAUACUGGAGGACAGAUUGUCUACAUUCUCGAUCAGGUUCGGGCACUGGAGAAUGAAAUGCUCCUCAGAAUACAUAAGCAAGGACUGGAUGUGACCCCUAGACUUCUCAUUGUUACUAGGUUGAUACCUGAUGCAAAAGGAACUACAUGCAACCAACGGCUGGAAAGAGUCAGUGGAACACAUCACACAUAUAUUCUGCGAGUUCCCUUCAGAUCUGAGAAAGGAAUUCUUCAUGAAUGGAUUUCAAGAUUUGACGUGUGGCCUUUUUUGGAAACUUUUGCUGAGGAUGCGGCAGGUGAAAUUGCCGUAGAGUUGCAAGGCUAUCCAGAUUUUAUUAUUGGGAACUACAGUGAUGGUAAUCUUGUCGCAUCAUUAUUGGCUCAUAAGAUGGGAGUUACACAGUGCACCAUUGCACAUGCCCUGGAGAAGACGAAGUACCCAGAUUCUGACAUAUACUGGAAGGAUUUUGAGGAUAAGUACCACUUCUCCUGUCAAUUCACUGCUGAUCUAAUUGCGAUGAAUCAUGCCGACUUUAUCAUCACCAGCACAUAUCAAGAAAUAGCGGGAGCGAAGAAUACUGUCGGGCAGUAUGAGAGCUACACAGCCUUUACGCUUCCAGGGUUGUAUAGGGUCGUUCAUGGAAUUGAUGUUUUUGAUCCGAAGUUCAAUAUAGUCUCUCCUGGGGCAGAUAUGAGCAUUUAUUUUCCGUACUUCAAAAAACAUGGGCGACUUACAGCUUUACAUGAAUCGAUAGAGAAAUUGCUCUUUCAUACUGGGCAAAAUGAAAAGCACAUUGGCAGAUUGAGAGAUAAAUCCAAGCCUAUUAUCUUUUCCAUGGCAAGGUUGGACCGAGUUAAAAACAUCACUGGGUUGGUGGAGUGCUAUGGUAAGAAUUCUGAACUGAGGGAAUUGGCUAAUCUUGUUGUCAUAGCUGGUAACAAUGAUGUGAAGAAAUCCAAAGAUAGGGAAGAAGCGGAAGAAAUUGAGAAGAUGCAUGACUUGAUUAAGACGUACAACUUAGAUGGGCAGUUUCGAUGGAUGUCUAUGCAAACAAAUCGCGCUUGCAAUGGUGAGCUAUAUCGAUGCAUAGCAGACACAAAAGGUGUUUUUGUUCAGCCAGCUCUGUAUGAAGCCUUUGGACUCACCGUUGUAGAGGCCAUGACUUGUGGCUUGCCAACAUUUGCCACUUGCCAUGGAGGUACUGCAGAGAUCAUUGAGCACGGUGUGUCAGGUUUCCAUAUCGAUCCUUAUCACCCAGACCAGGCUUCAGCUCUCAUGGUUGAUUUCUUACGACGGUGCAAGGAGGACUCUAGUUGUUGGAAGAAAAUAUCUGAUGCAGGGCUCCAGAGGAUUUAUGAUCGGUAUACGUGGAAGAUCUAUUCUGAAAGGUUGAUGACACUGGCUGGGGUUUAUGGCUUCUGGAAGCAUGUUUCCAAGCUAGAGAGGCGUGAAACGCGACGUUAUGUGGAGAUGCUUUACAUUCUUAAAUUUCGAGAACUGGUGAAGUCGGUUCCGCGGGCGAUUGAUAAUUCAUUAUAAGAUGUAGAUCCUGGAAGAUCUAUAGCCCACGAAGAAGUUAUUCCCAUAGGUGAUCAGGUAUGCUGAAACCAGAGAGUGCAGCUUGAUUAUCAACAACAGAUCACUGCAUGCUUCAAGGGAAAAGAAGGAUGAAGUAUGCUUUGAUUCAUAAAAUCUAAGUUGUAGCAUAGACCAGCCAUUGAAGUGCAAUCUGUAAGUUCCAUACUGCUGAUGUUUGACGCUUAUUUGUACCGUUCUGUUCAUGAUGAGGAGGGUGGUCAUGCUGAAAUGCCUUUACCA
Syzygium oleosum is the source of this 2785-nucleotide messenger RNA. Its product is annotated as sucrose synthase 2-like. The transcript is spliced from 15 exons. Gene Ontology annotation, molecular function: sucrose synthase activity. Gene Ontology annotation, biological process: sucrose metabolic process. Bases 71 to 2506 code for a protein of 811 amino acids. The record is from RefSeq and is a predicted model, not a curated record. Lineage: Eukaryota; Viridiplantae; Streptophyta; Magnoliopsida; Myrtales; Myrtaceae.